AUGGGCUGCACAUGCAGUGGCCAAGUGGUCAAUGACAACUUAUACACGAAAAAACGAAGCUCUCUGGACUCCUUGGCGUCGAAUCACUCAAUUUGGCGAGGAAACAACUACUGUGGAAAUGAUGAUGUCGUGUUUGUGGCUCAACACGACUUCAAGCCCAACAACAACAGCGAACUUUCCUUCGAAAAGGGUGAUCAGUUCAAGGUGCUGCAGGAAAACGGAGAUUGGUGGUUGGUUCGGUCGCUAGUCACGGGUUACGAAGGUUUCAUUCCGUCGAACUACGUUGUUCGGGCGGACACUCUUGAGGUGGAGAAAUGGUUCUUCAAGGACCUGAGCAGGCGAGAGACGGAACGGUUGCUCCUGGCGCCAGGAAACAAACCCGGAGCUUUUCUCAUUAGGGAAAGCGAAACGUUUCAAGGCUCCUUCUCGCUGUCCGUCAGAGAUUUCACCCCGGAAACCGCCGAUGUGGUGAAACACUACAAGAUCCGGUCUCUUGAUAAAGGAGGCUACUACAUCUCCCCAUCCAGCACUUUCCCAUCUUUGCAGGAGCUGGUCAAGUACUAUACAUGUACCGCCGACGGUUUGUGCCAGCGUCUGUACGCUCCUUGCAAAAAGAAGCCCCCUCAGCAGCCGUGGGCUCCGGAUGAGUGGGAGAUUCCACGAGAGACCCUAACACUAGUGAAGAAACUCGGAGCCGGGCAGUUCGGAGAAGUUUGGAUGGGGUAUUAUAAGAAUACGCUGAAGGUUGCCAUCAAGACGCUGAAGGAGGGCACCAUGGAACCCCACGCGUUUCUGCAAGAAGCCAACUUGAUGAAGCAGUUGCAGCACGAACGGCUAGUGCGACUUCACGCAGUAGUCACACGGGAGCCCAUUCUCAUCAUCACGGAGUUUAUGAUCAAUGGAUGUUUACUGGACUUUUUAAAAACAGAUGAAGGAAAAAAACUCAGGCUAAACAAGCUAAUCGACAUGUCAGCACAGAUAGCCGAGGGCAUGGCCUACAUCGAGAGCAAGAACUCCAUCCAUCGUGAUUUACGGGCAGCUAACAUCCUGGUCAACGAGACACUGCAUUGCAAGAUAGCGGAUUUCGGUCUGGCUAGGCUGGUGGAGUCUGAGUAUACGGCGCAAGAAGGUGCCAAAUUUCCCAUCAAAUGGACCGCUCCCGAGGCCAUCAAUUACGGCACGUUCAGCAUCAAGUCCGAUGUGUGGUCAUUUGGAAUUCUCCUGACAGAAAUAGUCACCUACGGAAGAAUACCAUAUCCAGGAAUGACCAACCCGGAGGUGGUCCGCAACCUGGAGCGUUCCUUCAGGAUGUCGUGUCCGGAAGGUUGCCCGGAGGAGCUUUACCACAUCAUGAUGGCUUGCUGGAAGGAGCGGCCCGACGAGAGGCCUACCUUUGAAUUUCUGCAAAACAUCCUGGAGGAUUUCUUCGUCGCGACGGAGGGACAAUACGAGAUGCAGACGUGA
Nerophis lumbriciformis (worm pipefish) is the source of this 1464-nucleotide messenger RNA. The record is from RefSeq and is a predicted model, not a curated record. Lineage: Eukaryota; Metazoa; Chordata; Actinopteri; Syngnathiformes; Syngnathidae.